Molecule: messenger RNA, 2511 nt
Organism: Culex quinquefasciatus (southern house mosquito)
Lineage: Eukaryota; Metazoa; Arthropoda; Insecta; Diptera; Culicidae
Gene: cin
Product: molybdenum cofactor synthesis protein cinnamon
Exons: 5
Coding region: 569-2413 (614 amino acids)
Biological process (GO): molybdenum incorporation into molybdenum-molybdopterin complex; glycine receptor clustering; gamma-aminobutyric acid receptor clustering
Cellular component (GO): postsynaptic specialization; cytosol; postsynaptic membrane
Molecular function (GO): molybdopterin molybdotransferase activity
Source: RefSeq, a predicted model, not a curated record
AGGUAGUUGCCAAAUUUGCAGGUUAUGGCCAACUUCCGCAACGCCGUGAGGUAAUCAGAAACUGAUUCCUCAGCACGUUCGUCGCACUGCUUCCGAGACUUGAAGCGAAAAUUCUCGAGGAUUUCAAGGGGCUCCGGGUUGAAGUGUUCCUCCAGCAGGUCCACGAUCUCCUGGUAGGUCUUCGUCUGCGGCUUCACCGGUGCAAGCUUGUCCGAAAUGGCGUCGUACGUUUCCGCACCCAUGUAAUGCAGCAGCAUCGGCCGCUUCGCGCCAUCUUGGAUGCCGAACAAAAGAAAUGCUCCCUCCAAGCGUUCCACCCAGCGAGACCAUUUCAUUUUGUGACGAUCGAAAGGCUCGACUGUGAACGCCGAUUGCAUCGCAAUUGGCACCGGAGCUUGCCCCCCGGCCUGGCCAUCACCUUGAUCGUCACCCGGAACAAGUGGGUUUUCGUCCGCCAUCGUCGCCAAAACUGUUGUAGCCGUGAGGUUGUGGCCAAUAAAACAAGCACGUUGUUGGAGAGAGCGCGAUGCGACGCGUGUUUAUUCUAGCGAGGUUCUUACACAACUAAAUGGUAUUACCCAAAGCAGAGGAAAAGGGAGUUUGGCAAGUUAGUGACAGUUGCUCUAAUGGGACGGCCACAGAUACAAGUGGUCCUCAUUUGGUCUCACUGGUUAAGGAAAAGCUAGAUGCCACUGAUGUCAACUAUUUGGUAGUCCCGGACGAGGCAGACGUAAUCCAGAAACUGCUCAUCUACCAGUGCGAUGUGCUGAAGGUUCGUGCCGUAUUCACCACCGGUGGUACUGGAUUUGCUCCACGUGAUGUCACUCCGGAGGCCACAAGGGCAGUUCUGACGAAGGAGGCCCCUCAAUUGACGAUGGCAAUGACCUUGACCAGUCUGGAAAAGACCAAGUUCGCCGUCCUGUCACGGGCUGUGUGCGGUGUUCGGGAGAAGACAUUGAUCGUCAACUUUCCCGGCAGUAAAAAAGCCGUUGACGAGUGCUUUCACUCGAUUGUGAAUGUGAUUCCUCACAUUCUUCAGCUGAUGGCCGAUGAGAUUCCGAAGGUUAAGGAGACCCACCGAAAGAUACAGUCUGGCGAAGGCCAUGUGCACGUUUGUCCGCAUGCCACUGGCAAAGGUGGGGACGAUAGAAAUUCUCCAUACCCGAUGUUGGAGGUUGUUGAUGCGUUGGAAAUCAUAAUGUCUACCAUUGCGACUCAGAAGAUUCCGCGGAAGCAGAUAAGCCGGGUCAAUAUUCCUCCGUUCAGGGCGUCGGUCAAAGAUGGGUACGCGCUGAAGUCAUCCGGAGAUAAGGGUGUGAAACGAGUCGUUGGUUACGUGGCCGCUGGUAACGGGAUAAUCCGCGAUUACUUCGACAUCGAUCAGUGCUACAAGAUUAACACCGGCGCUCCUGUUCCGGACCAGGCGGAUGCGGUGAUUCAAAUCGAGGAUACAAAACUAAUUUCCACGGAUAAUGACAUUGAGAAAAUCAUUGAAGUGCUGUCCAGCCCAAGUCCGAACUUGGAUAUUCGUUCCAUCGGCAGUGACCUCCGAAUGGGCGAGGACGUUUUCGAGCAUCGCUACCCGCUGGAUGCUGCCCAGCGGUCACUGUUGGCAUCCAUCGGAGAGACUAUCAACGUGGGGCAGCUGAGGAUUGCGGUCAUUUCUACCGGUGACGAGCUGGUUCACCCUUAUGGGGAUGGAGCCCAAACGGGGACGAUAGAGGGAAAAAUCUUCGAUUCGAACACGACCAUGCUGGUCCAGAUGUUGAGACAGUUUGGUUUCACCGAAGAACAGUGCCUGGUGUCACAGAUUGUCGUUCAUGAUGAUUACCAGUCUCUUCGCAAACAAAUCGAAAUCCUCACAGGAUCGGUGCACGCCAUCCUUUGCACCGGAGGAGUUUCAAUGGGGGACAAAGACUUCGUCAAGCCCGUGCUGAAGGAUCUCGGAUAUGACUUAAAGUUUGGUCGGGUCAACAUGAAGCCCGGCAAGCCGUUUACGUUCGCCAGCAAGGAUAUCACGCGCUUCUUCGGCCUACCCGGCAAUCCAGUUUCGGCCUUCGUUACGUUCCAUUUGUUUGCGCUUCCGGCCCUGAGGAAAUAUCUGGCCACGCUGAAUCAAACGACUUCCAACUUGGCAAAGUGUCAUCUUCCCAAGAUCACCGUCAAGCUCCUAACGGAAAGCUACGAGCUGGAUCCUCGUCCGGAGUACGCCCGGGCCAGCAUCGUCUCCAAGGGUGGUGAACUGUGGGCACAAAUCACUGGCCAACAGAUUAGCAGUCGGCUGAAGAGCAUCGUUGAGGCAGACGUUCUGCUUCACUUGCCUGCGCGAUCGCCAUCAAAGACGACGAUCGUACGCGGAGAGUCGGUGACGGCCUUGACGCUGAGGGCGGAUUUCAUUUCUACAUAUGAGUAGCAGUCAAGAUGAAAUUUUAAGAGUAGCUAGAAGCAAGCACAAUAGAUUAGAAAAUAUGGGGUAGCUGUUCUGCUGAAUAAUUAAAGAAUAAAAAUGUA